Messenger RNA from Penicillium angulare, 2409 nucleotides. RefSeq lists its product as uncharacterized. The record is from RefSeq and is a predicted model, not a curated record. The coding region runs from base 1 to 2409 and encodes 802 amino acids. The transcript has 5 exons. NCBI's taxonomy places the organism in Eukaryota, Fungi, Ascomycota, Eurotiomycetes, Eurotiales, Aspergillaceae.
AUGGAUUCUCUAACAAGCAGGAUCAUAGAUAUGCUCUAUGAGGUCUACUCUAUCGCAAUGAAACAUGGAGCCCCCGAGGCAACGAUUAACAAACACGACGAGAAGUUCGUCGGAGCGCUGAAAGCCUUUUUGUCUCAUCUACCAAAACAAACGCAAGAUCUUGUCGUCUUACAUGAGAGCGGCAACCCAGCAGCAGCCUCUGAAAGUCGUGAACCGGUGGUCGCAUCUGAGGACGACGAUCCAGCAGCGACCCCCGGAGAUAGUGAACCAGUGAUUGCAUCCGAGGACGAAAAUCCAGCAGCGGCCUCUGGGGGUAAUGAACCGGUGGUCGCAUCUGAGGACGAUAAUCCAGCAGCGGCCUCUGGGGAACAAGCGGCGACCUCUCAGCCCGCUGCGGAUACUGGUCGCAGUGACAACUCAGCUACACAAGAUUUACAAUUCAAUCGUCAAAAUGAAAAGGUGCAAGCUCUUUUCGACAGCUUAGCGGAUUGGACAAAAGACCCACUCUCCUUUUUCCACGGAAACACAUUGAACAUUGAGAAAGAUUUACUCAGUUCUAUUGACAAAUACAUUGGAGGAUUAUUGAAUAAAAAAAGCGAUUUUGACAGCGUACGGAUGCGAAUUCUCCAAGUAACUUACCAUCGGGUCAAAGACGAAGUCCUAGAGAAGAAAAGGCUUCGAGGCGAUGCUAAGGAAGAAAUGAUCAACACAUUGCAACAAGGCGGGCUAAACGCGAUAACUUCUAAUCACAAACCCUUGCAAUGGGUAGAUCGUGGAUCCCGACUUGUUGACAUUUGCAAGGAUAUGGGACACAAAACAAAAUCUGAUUAUUGUUAUACUGCGAAUCUAUUUCUUCUCGACGACAUAUCUGAUACCGAACUACAGAGAUUACCACUUAAUGGAAAUCGCCGUGACGAAUUUAUCGCUUCGAUUAAGAAUCGUGAUAAACUAUCAGAUGAAGACAAAGAGACAUUGGAGAAAUUCUCUGAGAAGGUAAUGGACACAAUUUGGACUCACUUCCAACAAUCCAUCAAACAAAAUGGUGUCUUCGUUAAUUCCCAAAUAAUGGCACAAGAUGGCUCGCCUGCACGAGCAGAUAUGAGUAAUCAGCUGUUGAAUCGACUGGAUGAUACGAAUUUGCUAGUUACAGAGGCAGAUACACCCGAAGUCGGCCACAACGCCACCCACGCCGAUGUUGAGGCACACAUGUUGAAUGUUGCUAACGAUGAUGAAGAGACUGGCACGACGGGCGUGACCAAUAGAAGGGCAGAUGGCUACGUCCAAACACCUACCCCCCCGUCUAGCGCUUGCUCGUCAACCUCUGAGUCACCUCCAAGCUCUGAUAUAGAGGGUCAAUUUGCAGAGCACCGAACUAGUACAUUGACAUCAGUGGCAAGCCUCUUUGGCAGUGACACAACCAAUGCAAAUGAUAGGGUAACCAGUGCACGCGAUAUCUAUCCAAACUCCCCAAUCGGAAAUCAGUAUGCACAGCAAAGCAUUAUUGGCCAGUCACCUUUGCCAUUCUAUCCAAAUACCCGAGGAGAAAACUCUGCUAGUUCGCCGUCAUGGAUUAUGCGGGCUCGAUCAUCCUCCACGAUGGUCAAUCGUGACACUGAGAAUCGAGACGGCUGCCCUUUUGCAGAAAGUCUUCCUAGGUCGAAUGAAUGGCCAGAUCUCGAUGCUGAUCCGCUACCCCUGGCUGAGCCCGGUCAAAUUAUCGCCUCGCAGAGUAUUCCCAACUCACUGCAAUACGGAUCAUCACCGUCCAGAUUUUGGGACCAGGCACAGUUAGACCAGCCGAUGGCAGAAGUUUUUGACCCAUUGGGAAGCAGUGCGCUAUUCAGCGUGUUUCCAAAUCCAACCCAAUUUGAGCCAUUGUCAAGCGACCGGGCAACGCAAAUGGACCAGCCGAUGACAGAAGGGUUUGACCCAUUGGAAAGCAGUGCGCUGUUCAGCGUGUUUCCAAAUCCAACCCAAUUUGAGCCAUUGUCAAGCGACCGGGCAACGCAAAUGGACCAGCCGAUGACAGAAGGGUUUGACCCAUUGGAAAGCAGUGCGCUGUUCAGCGUGUUUCCAAAUCCAACCCAAUUUGAGCCAUUGUCAAGCGACCGGGCAACGCAAAUGGACCAGCCGAUGACAGAAGGGUUUGACCCAUUGGAAAGCAGUGCGCUGUUCAGCGUGUUUCCAAAUCCAACCCAAUUUGAGCCAUUGUCAAGCGACCGGGCAACGCAAAUGGACCAGCCGAUGACAGAAGGGUUUGACCCAUUGGAAAGCAGUGCGCUGUUCAGCGUGUUUCCAAAUCCAAUCGAUGCGUUGUCCAAUGUAUCUUUCGAUGAUAUGGCAAGAUGCACGACAGAGUUCAACAUUUCGGGUCCGCUGGACGGCAACUCAAUUCAUUCAACCCAUUAG